Molecule: messenger RNA, 618 nt
Organism: Meyerozyma guilliermondii ATCC 6260
Lineage: Eukaryota; Fungi; Ascomycota; Pichiomycetes; Serinales; Debaryomycetaceae
Gene: NUO1
Product: Nuo1p
Exons: 1
Coding region: 1-618 (205 amino acids)
Source: RefSeq, a predicted model, not a curated record
AUGUCGUACCAUCAAAACAACGCUCCGGUGAGAGCAAAUCCUCCCCAUUCCGACUAUGAGUUGAUUGACAUCGAUCCACAUUUCCUGAGAGUGGUCUCGUACUUCAGAACCUCGGAUUACGGUUUAUGGGCUGCUACAACUGUCGGGUUUCCAUUGGCUUUGCAAGCUUGGGAAAAAUUGGAGCCUGCUGCAGGUGCGUUCAAAGUGCCAGGAAAAGUGCCAGGAGGUGCCUUGAGAGCCGCCGGACUCUUGGGAUGUAUAGGUGGAUUUUACUUGGCAUAUGUGAGAUCCAGUAAACGAUUCUUAGGAUGGAGUGAGAACAGUGCCGAAGUUAAAAGAGACCGUUAUGAGAUCAAAAAGUUGUUGUCGCAGGAGAAAUUGCCCUACCAUGAAAACAAAUCCGUUCUUGAUGACAGACUCAAGGAUAUUGCCAACCGAAACUCGCAGUUUUCAUUCACCACCAUGGCCAUUUUCCCAUGGUUCAAUUUGGCUCACCACCCAUACCAUGGUGUCAACAUUCAAAAAUACUAUGAAGUGAGAGACGGAGAGGAAGACUGGGGGUUUCAAUUGAAGCCAUUUGACGAGAUCAAGGCCAAGUACGCUAACAAUAUCGAGUAG